Choloepus didactylus (southern two-toed sloth) is the source of this 1440-nucleotide messenger RNA. It is a transcript of the gene CENPH, whose product is annotated as centromere protein H. Lineage: Eukaryota; Metazoa; Chordata; Mammalia; Pilosa; Megalonychidae. The transcript has 9 exons. Gene Ontology annotation, biological process: mitotic spindle organization; kinetochore assembly; chromosome segregation. The record is from RefSeq and is a predicted model, not a curated record. Gene Ontology annotation, molecular function: kinetochore binding. Bases 142 to 918 code for a protein of 258 amino acids. Gene Ontology annotation, cellular component: nucleus; kinetochore.
GGGGCGCGUUUGCUACCCGGUCGCUUCCGGUCGUCGAUUUAGCGGCGGGAAAGGGAGCUCUUUUGAGGCACCCACGGUAUCGCGACGUGUUUGCGUGUCCCUCUGCUUCUCCUGCGUGGCAGCUCUUUCUCCUGGCCAGCAAUGGAGAAACAGCCGGAGAAGAAAGCCGUUGCCGAGCCCGCGGACUCCGGAGGGGAAGGCAGUGCAGGCGGGCAGCCUCAGGUCGCCGGCGCCGAGGCAGCGGGCGGAGAGGACCGCAAGACCCUGCUGCUCAGGUUUUUUCCUGCGGCUGGCUCGGCCGUAGCCAAGCUGAGAGCACAAACAAAACAGCAACUUUUGGAAUAUAAAUCAAUGGUUGAUGCAAACGAAGAAAAAACUCCAGAACACAUCAUGCAAGAAAAGCAAAUUGAGGCUAAAAUUGAGGACCUGGAAAAUGAAAUUGAAGAGUCCAAAAUUGCUUUUGAAAUGACAAGUCUUGCGUUACAAAGGAUGCAGCUUUCAUCUGCACUUAAAAGAAACCUGGAGAAAACUGACACCAAAACUAGUUUACUCAUGGAUAACAUGAAACACGUAUUAAAGCUAAAUAAAUUAAUAAUGAAAUCACAGCAGAAAUCUUGGGACUUAGAGGAAAAACUGCUGGAUGUUAGAAAGAAGAGACUGCAAUUAAAACAAGCUUCAGAAAGUAAACUUUUAGAAAUACAGACUGAAAAGAACAAACAAAAAGAUGAUUUGGACAGUAUGGAAAAUUCAGACAAGAUAAAGACCAUACAACAAAACCUUCAGUUGGAGAUCCAGAUUACUACAGUUAUUCAACAUGUGUUUCAGAACCUCAUUUUGGGGAGUAAAGUCAAUUGGGCAGAAGAUUCUGCCUUGAAGGAAACUGUUCUGCAACUUGAGAAGAAUCUAUCCAUGAUCUAAUAAGAACCUAUUUUGGCAUUUUUGUUUGUUUGUUUUUAUCUUUGAUAUAUCAUUUAAACAGCAAAGUGAAAUGUAUUUUCAGGGUUUUUGGAACUAUUCUAAUACUGACUUUUUUCUUUUUCUUUUUUUUUAGCCUGACUUAAUACUAUAACAUAGAAUCUAUUGUUUUAAAUAUAAUAAUUAAAGUGACUGACAUGUUCUAAAAGAAUCCAAAAAUCUUAGCCUUGGAAGUGUUCUGAAAGAUGUCUGGUCCCGCUUUACAGUGUUUUGUAGAAAAUUUUUAACAACAUUCCUUGCAGUCUCAACUCUUGUUUGGAAUACUUCUGUGCAUUUGUUUGUCUAGUAAAAAUAUUAGAAAAUCAAUCCAAAGUGUUAACAGUUGUGAUUGCAUGUGGUGAGAUUGUGAGUGACUUUUUUCUUAUUGUAUUUCUGUAUUUAGCAAGCAUUACAAUUAUAAGUUUUUUAAAAAGGGAAUAAACCUUAACUCUGUCUUACUGAUUAAAAAAAGGAACUUGCAACUUU